Molecule: messenger RNA, 1209 nt
Organism: Pogonomyrmex barbatus (red harvester ant)
Lineage: Eukaryota; Metazoa; Arthropoda; Insecta; Hymenoptera; Formicidae
Biological process (GO): sensory perception of smell; detection of chemical stimulus involved in sensory perception of smell
Cellular component (GO): plasma membrane
Molecular function (GO): odorant binding; olfactory receptor activity
Source: RefSeq, a predicted model, not a curated record
AUGAUCCUCAAUGAACAUCACGAGGCAGACGUGAAAUACGUCGUCGAACAAAGUAACGUUAUACUUCGUAUGCUGGGGAUCUGGCCAUCGACCGACAGACGACCGGACAUUAUCGAAAAGAUCACGAAUAUCGUUCUCGUGAUCAUCUGCUAUCUGCUUCUGCAUUGCGACAUGGUACCGGGUGUUCUUUAUUACGCGUUCGUCGACGAUGAGCCGCGUGAAAGAGUGAAGAUGAUGCCGCCAAUCCUGUACUCAAUCAUGGCGAUCGCCAAGUACAGUAAUUUGAUUAUCCAUGAAUGCAAUAUCAGAAGCUGCCUGCGGCACAUCAAGGAAGAUUGGAAAACAAUAGCCAUUGGUAACGAGCGAGAAAUGAUGCUGAACAAAGCCAGCAAAGGAAGACGAUUGUUCACCUUGUGCUGCACGUUCAUGUAUUGCGGUGGAUUAUCUUACAACACGGUAGUGCCAUUGUCGAGAGGGAGUAUCGUUAUCAAUGAGAAUAUCACGAUUAGACCGUUUUCUUGCCCCGGUUAUUACGUUUUCUUCGAUCCGCAAAACAGUCCCGCCUACGAGAUCGUGUUUCUCCUACAAGUCCUUUGCGGUUUUGUCAUGUACACAAUCACGGUGGCGAUUUGCGGCCUCGCCGCUGUUUUCGUGAUGCAUGCCUGCGCCCAGAUGGAGAUCUUGAUGCGACUGAUGGAAAAUCUUGUCGACGAGAGUGAAAGUUUUGGGCAACGGAACGUCAAAGCGAAAUUGGCGCUCAUAAUUGAACAUCAAAUAAGAAUACGGAAUUUCUUGCAACUGGUGGAGAAUACUUUGCGCUACGGUAACUUGGUCGAAAUAGUGGGGUGCACCACGAUCAUAUGUCUCUGUGGAUAUUGUAUAAUAGGGGAAUGGGAGGAUAGAAACGUACCGGCCAUGAUUUCGUACGUAACAGCACUUACGUCUGUCAUUAUUAAUAUUUUUAUUUUAUGCUUUAUUGGAGAGUACAUAACGUCGCAGGCAGAAGAAGUGAGCCUAACUUCUUGUACACUGAAUUGGUAUCGUCUUCCGACAAACAUAGCACGAGAUAUGAUAUUAAUAACAGCCGCUUCAAAUGUUGCACCUCGAAUUACUGCUGGAAAAUUUAUCGAUCUAUCCUUCAGAACAUUUGGUGAUGUAAUUAAAUCAUCUGUAGUUUAUUUUAACAUGCUUCGACAACUUACCGAAUAA